This is a messenger RNA of Serpula lacrymans var. lacrymans S7.9, 449 nucleotides long. RefSeq lists its product as uncharacterized. Bases 73 to 396 code for a protein of 107 amino acids. Lineage: Eukaryota; Fungi; Basidiomycota; Agaricomycetes; Boletales; Serpulaceae. The record is from RefSeq and is a predicted model, not a curated record. The transcript has a single exon.
AGACCUCGCGCCCACCACACGAACUUACGGAUGAUUCGAUUUCGAGCGUUCUUGACUGGAUAGACAUUUUCUAUGGAUCGCCCUAAUAGCCGAAUGAAUCACCUGCUCGUGACUGUGCAAAACCUGCUGGACCCAGGUUCGUCGCAAUUAUAUUUGAGGACCAGGCCCUGGCUAGAAGCAAAGUCAGGUCAUGCAUGCUACACCAGCAGCGUUUGCCCGGGUCGAUAUCCGCACAACCUGCCUCCGUUUACGACUGAAGGUGUACCUUUCACAUCAACUCACGGGGGAUCACCGGGGGGCAUGUUUGCGGCACACGCAGACGAGGGUCGAAAGAAGGAGGAUAGAUGUGCCAGAUCAGAUACCAAGUCUUCAUGCAGCGAUAUCGGAGACAGUUGAUAAUCACUGAUAAUCCAAAGGAUAUAUCUGUAAUUGAAGUAGUGGUGAUUAUC